GACAACAAAGGGGCGGUAACCCGAAUUUCCUGCGAAAUGUCAAAAUAUACAUUCCUAGUUAUGCCAGUUAAAAAGGUGUAACCGUCACUUUCGGGAUCUUUUACUUCAGCCUUGGAUUUUAAAUUAUGGAAGUUUAUCAAACAGACGAUCACUACAUUAUCCAAAAUGGAGAAUACAGUUUAUGGUGCAGCAGAACAAAUGGAACGUUGGAACCCAAGAAAGGAACUGAAUUGUGUUCAGCAUGGAACCCAGUGUGUGUGGGAUUGGUAUAUGGAGUGAUCGGAAAGAUAAAGAUACACCAAGACUCGGACUGGCGACUUUUGCUGAUCAGCAAGAGGACAUGCAUUGGUCUGUUGUCAGGGGAACAUGAGGUCUACCAGGUCAACAAAGUUGCCAUGGUUACGCUGUCUGAGGCAGACCCAGUUGACCUUGAACUUGAGCUGUGUGAUAAGCACCAUUUUGGCAUGAAGCAGACCAAGCGUAUAACUCAGAGUGUCGAUACGCAGGCCAAAAAGAGGACAUAUUCAGAACAAAAUAAACCAAAAAAGCGUGACUCAAAAGACAGGGAUAAAUUUGAAAAGCGGAUUUUUGAGGAGCUGAUGAAAAUGUAUGAGUCCAACAGCUUCUACUACUGUCGAACAUAUGAUAUCACACGCUCAGUGCAGCGCCAGUGCGUGCAGUACAGUCAAGAAGGGAGACCACUCUGGCAGCAGUGCGACUCUCGAUUCUUCUGGAACAUGCACAUGCUGCAAGAAAUCAUUGAAACUCAGAAAACAAUUGCAGAUCCUGAUCUGGCUGAUUUCUGGAUAGUUCCUGUGAUUCAAGGCAGCGUGGACAUACAAGAAUGCGUCCUUGACUUCACUGACCUUGGCCUAGACCUCAGCCCCAUGACCCUUCAAGGUCAAGGGCAAUCUUCUAAGGACCCCAUUAAGUACACCAUGACCUUGAUAUCAAGACGUAGCAGACACAGGGCAGGUACAAGGUCUAAGAAAAGAGGUCUGGAUGAAACUGGAGCAUGUGCCAAUUAUGUGGAGACGGAGCAGAUCAUAGAGUUCAACCACCACCGAGUCUCCUUCGUGCAGGUCCGAGGUUCAAUCCCGGUGUUCUGGAGCCAGACAGGGGUGAAGUACCGGCCUCCACCGAAGCUUGAUAAAGGCGAGGCUGUGACGUUCGAAGCGUUCAAAUGUCACAUGGACGAGCAGUUGACGUUAUACAGAGCGUUGACGCUGUUGACGUUAACGGAACUGACGGGAAAGGAGAAGGUGAUAGGCGACGCGUACCUCAAUAACGUGCUAAAGUACAACUCUCAGGACGUCACCUACGUCACGUUUGACUUUCACGAACAUUGCCGCGGAAUGAAGUUUGAAAACGUCUCCAGUCUGACCUCCGCCAUCAAGGACAUUAUCAAACACAUGCGAUACUGUUGGGUGGACAGGAAGGGGAUGAUCUGCGAACAGCGUGGCGUGUUCCGCGUUAACUGUGUCGACUGUCUGGAUCGCACCAACGUCGUGCAGACGGCCGUGGCGCGCGUAGUCAUGGAGACCCAGUGCCGGAAGCUUGGUCUCCUGGCGCCGGAAGAGACGCUCCCAGACAGUUGCCGCCGCAUAUUCCAGCAGAUGUGGGCAAACACGGGAGAUGCCAUCAGCAAGCAGUAUGCAGGAACAGCGGCGCUUAAGGGUGACUUCACCCGCACCGGGGAGCGGAAGUUGACAGGGAUGAUGAAGGAUGGCGUCAACUCAGCAAACAGGUAUUACCUUCGCUUCAACGACACGUACCGACAGGCGGCCAUUGACAUAACGCACGGGAAACACGUGUCCGAGGACAUCAUGCAUGGCAAGGUCAAGGUGCCCGAAGAAGACGUACGUGAGUUGCUGGAGAAGGAAGAAAAUGUCAAGCAGCUUAUCGAGGACUGUAAGGUGAUGUUGAUCCUGGAGCCUGAAGAAUGCCUUGGGGGUUGGAGCCUCGUUAACGCAGACCCUGUACACGGUGAUGUGGACAGACAGGAGAUGGACGUCAUUCUACUGCUGAGUCAGCGCUCAGUCUACGUAGCCUGGUACGACGAUGAGGAGGAACAAGUAACACAAUAUCAGAGAAUCUUCCUGGAAGAUAUCGAGCAGCUCGAGAUAGGCGCGGAGCAUUCUCUGUUCAAAUCGAAGGCGAUUGUAAUGCGACUGCACUACCGACACUACGCGGAUGGUGGGUUCUUCCACACGCUUAAGGCCCCCGGCACUCGCCUCUUCAAUAAUCUCGUGAUCCCCGUGCGUACUUUCGAGGAGGCGAAAGAGCAACUGCACGUGGUUGCGGAGGCAUUCACUGCCGCACAGAAUCUUCUGAAAUUAGAGUUGGUCGUGGAAGAGAAACCGAAACUGGACAAGCGUAAAACUCGACCUCAUCCAGAGGUCGUGGACGUUCAUCAGCAGCUACAGGAGAACGCUCUCACUGGUAUCCACCUCCCGCGCGACGUCUCCAAUCUGGAUAUUGAGCCGGACUCAAGUUCUCGCGGGAACUCCCCGAGACUUCACCGCAAGGCGGUGUCGAAUAUCAAGGACGACGGUCAGGACGAAUGCAAGAUUAGAGAGACCAGGAGUGAGCCAGCGGAGGGAAAACUCAGGCGGGAACCGGACACCUCCUCGAAAUCCGCGGUGAAAUCGCUGUUGUCUGCUAUUCCGAAAUUCGGGAAAACCCCGUCGGGGAGUUUGGAGCUCGUCAUGCCCCAGCUGAAUAUAAAAUCAAGUAUCGUGAGAAAGUUGAAAUCUGGAGGCGUGGGUGCUGGUCGACUGUUGUCGAAGGUUCCCGGUGCCAAGUUCUUCAACAAGAACAACUCAAAGGAUAUGGCAGACGUCACGGACGCAGACGAUAAUAUCGUCGUGAUAGAAUCGGUUGUGGUGCCUGAAAAUGCUCAAGGUAACCCAGGAAUGUUUCGUACUAUCAGUAAGGACGAUUCUUCAAUAGACGAAAACCAGGAUGUGACAGAGGACGAUUUGAAAGACGACGUUGUUCUCGACAGUUGCGGUAUCUUAGCAACAAAUGCUCAACAGAUUAUUGAAUCUCCAAAUUGCAUUCUCCUAUACCGGAAGUGAUAACAUAACGUUAAAACCGAAGUCGCGGUUUUAUAUAGGACUAUCUUCAGACAGUACCGAACUCCAACGAGCAUACGGACAGUCCCAGGAUGAAAAAGAACGCGAACAACCAACUUUGUUACCGCGUAUGCAACGGGAACUAAAGCUGUGCAAAAGCGAGUCGGACAUGACAAAAUCGCGCCCAGAGGUUGUGAUUAGCAAACAAGAAAUCGAUGGGACGAAGAAAAACCUAUUUCCGCCACGUAUUGUAACAACGGAACCUAACCACCGACUUAGCGCUCAAGCGAGAGUUAUAGAUGACUCUGAGGCGGAUCGAAUUCUCGCCAAGUACAGUAAGCGUUCCGCGGGUGCAUUGACACACCCUAAUAUGCGAACGAGCCUUAGCGACACUGCGAUCGCCAGUCACGUAUCAGAAAGUGUCGAAAUACAGCUGGAAAACUUCCCGCUACCCGAUGAGAAGUCUUCCGGCCUUGAACUGGAGUUGGAGUUUAACUCGGGACUUCAAAAGAAACUGCCUAACCUUCUGCAAAGUGCCAGGAUGUCGCGUAAGACCCACCGCGUUUACGAGAGUUUAAAGCAGCAUAUUCAACAGAGCUUGGGCGAUGAUGUGUGUCAGAGCACGAUUAUAUUUGUAUGAACGAUAUUAUUACUAGUAUUUCCAAUAGGCUGUGAACUUAAUUCACGAUUGUAAGAUUUAGUGUCUUGCGACCUUUUUUGUUGAUUGUAUUUGUUUAAUCUUAGGUACCGUUUCGCCUUCACAUUCCUUAAUUGGGUAUUUUUUAGUUUUUUUAUUGAGUUGUUUUUGUCUUUUUUAGAACGGAUUGUGUUAUUACAGGGAUUGGGUUUUGCAGCUUGGUAUUCAUCAAAAUGUAGGAAAUUGAAUAUAUGUAACAUGUGAAUGCGGUAUUAAUCAAUUACCGGUUCUUAUCAUUAGGGAUACAACAGGGUAUCCGGCUCAUGUACAGAAAGUAAAUUACAACCAUAAACGUUUUUUAGGUUAUCAAUUAUCAUUUAAGAUGUGUGUGUGAUUAUUGGAAAAAUGCCUGCUGUUUUUGAAAGGUAUUGGUUUGAAUACGAGCUACAUACAGACUUGUGCCAUAAGUGAACGUCACAACGUUUUUAGUAAUGGCUGCAUUGGUAAGUGCAGUAAAUAAACAGCGUUCAAAUUAAAUAAAAAUGUAAGGGUUAUAUCCCUUCCUUUAAUCAAAUAUUUUGUUAUGCUUUCUGACCUCAUCAUGACGUAUUUAUAUCUAGAAAAUGACGGAAUCUGCCGCCAAAAUCGUGUUAUAAACAGUCAUGGUAGGUGAAAGGAAAAAACUAACCCCUGACACGGAAACGGCUGCUGUUUCAUCGUUUCAAUCAGGCCUUCGACAACCAGAAAUUUCCCGAAGAUAAGGCAUACCACGGACUACAAUAGCUGGGAUUAUUAAUAGAUUUCGCGCACGCAAAAGUGUUGAAAACUUACCGAGAAAAGGAGCCCCGGAAAAAAAAUGAACGUGAAAGUCGGGCAUUGUUACGGAUCGUUAAACAAAACAGAAAAAUAACUUUAUCGGACAUAACUGGAGUUUUUAAUUUAAUAGGACACGCUACAGUUUCCAGACGAACCGUUCAGGGGAAAUUGUUUAGUAAAGGAUAUCACAGGCGUGUUGUUGUAAAACGGAUUCGAAUUCGAGAAAUCAACCGGAAGAUUCGCGUAAACUGGUGCAGAACAAACAGAAGGAGGACUGUAGGCCAUUACUGGAAAAGGGUGAUCUUCAGUGACGUGUGCAAAGUUGAUAUCGAGACCGACAAUAAGGUUUUCAUUUGGAGAAAGGUAGGCGAAGAUUGGCUGCCGUGUGGCCUCGGAACUCCUACAACCCCUAAGUUCAGUUUGAUGAUAUGGGGUUACAUUACAUACGAAGGUGUCGGUAUUGUAACUGUUCUAAAGGGUAACAUUAAUGCUGAAAAGUAUAUUUCCAUCCUAGAAGAUAAUCUCUGGCCCGUUGUAGCUCGCCAUUUCCCGGGUGGAAGGUACAUAUUCCAAGACGACAACGCCCCGAUACAUUGAGCCUGGGUUGUAAGCAAGUUCAAAACAGAACAUAGAAUUCGUUUUAUGAUCUGGCCUGCCCAAAGUCCGGACUUAAAUAUAAUAGAGAACGUAUGGCAUAGGCUUAACAUACAACUAACAAAUCAACCUGAUAUCGUAGACACACAAAAUAAGCUUGAGGCAGCCAUUCAGGACAUCUGGUAAAACAUUCUCGUUUAAUAUAUCAUAAACUUGUAUUCGAGCUUACCAAGGAGAAUACAGAGUGUAAACAUCGAAAGGCUAAAAUUAUAACCAAAUAUUAAGGUAAAUGGUUGGUGUUAAAUAUGUUAACACGCUUUGUUUUAUGAAGCACAUUUAUUUUUUACGUCAGCCAUUUAGUUUUUUGACGUUCACUUGUGGCACAUCACUACAUACGUAGAUCUAUUUAUCAACGAGCUGGUAUCUGGGGAAACCGGUCUUCACGCAUGUGUGUAAAAACAAGCAGGCUAAACCUGUACGAUACUAAAAACAGGCUUAACCUAGACGAUACUAAAACAGGCUAAGCCUGUACGAUACUAAAAACAGGCUAAACCUAGACGAUACUAAAAACACACUUAACUUAGACGAUACUAAAAAUAGGCUAAACCUUGACGAUACUAAAAACAGACUUAACCUAGACGAUACUAAAAACAGGCUAAGUCCUGGACGAUACUAAAAGCAGGCUAAACCUAGACGAUACUAAACUCAGGAUAAACCUGGACGAUACUAAAAACAGACUUAAUCUAUACGAUACUAAAAACAGGCUAAACCUUGACGAUACUAAAAAGAGGCUAAACAUAGAUGAAACUGAAAAGAGGCUAAACCUAGACGAUAUUAAAAACAGACUAAACCUAGACGAUACUAAAAACAGACUAAACCUAGACGAUACUAGGAAGAGGCUAAACCUAGAUGAUACUUAAAACAUACUUAACCUAGACGAUACUAAAACAGGCUAAACCUAGACGAUACUAUAAACAGGCUUAACCUCGACGAUAAUAAAAACAGGCUAAACCUUGACGAUACAAUAGAGAGGCUAAACCUAGACGAUACUAUAAACAGGCUAAACACAGACGAUACUAAAAAUAGGUUAAACCUAGACGAUACUAGGAAGAGGCUAAACCUAGACGACACUAAAAACAGACUUAACCUAGACGAUACUAAAAGCAAGCUAAACCUAGUCGAUACUAAAAAGAGGCUAAACCUAGACAAUACUAAAAACAGACUUAACCUAGAUGAUAUUAAAAACAGGCUUAACCUGGACGAUACUAAAAACAGACUUAACCUAGACGAUACUAAAACAGGCUAAACCUGGACGACACUUAAAACAGACUAAACAUAGACGGUACUUAAAAGAGGCUAAACCUAGACGAUACUAAACCUAGACGAUACUUAAAAAACAGACUAAACCUAGACGACACUUAAAACAGGCUAAACCUAGACGAUACUAGGAAAAGGCUAAAGAUAGACGAUACGAAAAACAGACUUAACCUAGACGAUACUUAAAACAGUCUAACCCUAGACGAUUCUAAAAACAGGCUAAACGAUACUUUACGCUAACACGGAAGCCUCUUCAUAACAAUAAUAAAGUCUAGGCGGUGAGUGUCGUCCCAGCCCUGCUUGUAGGACUGCAAUGCGUUUUUCUUUGUUUGUAGUGUGGUAUGUAUUCAUGAACGUUUGCGACGUUCUAGAAAUGUUAAAAUUCAUUCACGUAUUCGCCAUACAAAUCGUGUUCCUAACGUUCUUCCAACUUAUGUAUGCUGUAUAAAUAAGUUACAUGUAGAGAUUUUUAAGUAUGACUGAUUAAUGAAAGAUACUUGUUUGUAGAUCAGAGCAUCCGGCCAACGAUAAUACUUAGUAUAAAACUAUAAUGAAAACAAAAAACAAAUACCCGUAAGUAAAACCUAAUAGAUGUCAUGUUAUGGGGGUAUUUAAGUAAGUGACACCACACUUUGAAAGAUACUUUGAAAGGACUCUAACACUGCUGAAUAUUCAUAUUUCUGUGUUUAGGUUGUAAAGCAUUUACUUUUGAUAUUUUUCGUCCCUAAUUAAAGGAUUGAGUUUUUAGAAAAGUAAAGACAAUUAUCAGGUUGAAGUCUGGGCAUGGAAAAAUGUGCAUGCAUGCCGACUUUUUUUCAAAAAAUUUAGUUAAAAAAGUAACUAUAAUGAAAACAAAAAACAAAUACGUGUAAGUAGAACCUUAUAGAUUUCACGUGUUGGGGGUAUUUUAGUAAGUUACACCGCACUUUAAAAGAUACUUUGAAAGGAUAUUAACACUGCUGAAUAUUCAUAUAUUUUUGUGUUUAGGUUGUUAAGCAUUUACUUUUAUAUUUUUCAUUACUAAUUAAAGGAUAGAGCUUGUAGAAAAAUGAAGACAAUUAUCAGGUUGAAGUCUGGGCAUGGAAAAAUGUGCAUUCAUGCCGACUUUUUUUUCAAAAACUUUAAUCCGUGGUAUUUUUUUCACCUUAUGAAUUACGUCGACAUUCCAAAUCAGUACUGAUUUUUACGAUGAAAUUUAUAGGACUUUACACUGGCCGUAUAAGUGUGUAUGCGAUAACUAGUAGUUGAAUAAUAAUGGCAUAAGAAAACAUGACAUACCGGUAAUUAUUACGUUCGCUUAAUGUUUCUUAUUGUUCAUAUCCAACGUAGUUAUUUGGUUUAUGAACUGAAUAAACAAACAAUCUCGUUUAACGAAACUCAUCACAGAACGUUUACAUUGGAUUCACCUUAUGCAUAUUUUACUUAUAACAUAAAGGAAAUUUCAAUUAUCAUGAUCGACCCCCACCCCACCCCACACACACGCCCGUGCGCGCGCGAACACACGCACACUCAUUCGCUAUGGCAUCAGAUAUUCUAAUGGAUUUGAGCAUAGCUUUGGUAGUUAAUAAAUAUGGGAGAUAACCGACGCAAUAAGAUUGUGUAUGUGAAUGGGGUACUAGCCCUUGAAUAUUCUAAAACGGAUUUUAAUGUACAUCCAACUGCGUUCUUAAGUUUCAUCUGAAUACUUGAACUUAAUACUUUAAAGAUAUCCAUGAUAUAUGACUUUAUCUAUUGUGGGGACUCUUUGUGACAUGUAUUACAUUUCAUUUAAACACAUUGUACAGGAAAAAAGCUCAGCCUUUCUUUUAUGACAGUUGUUUUCUUUAAUAUUAAUAGUAUUAUAUGUUCGUAAAUUGCAGUAUAUAUAUAUUGCAUUGUAAUCGAUUUCAUGCCUUUUGCUGUUGCGAUUUUGACUGUUUACAUGCACAGUUGUUAUUUAGACUUUACCUCAUACUUUCAGUUAUACACGUAUGUACAUUCUUUAAUAAAGGAGCACUUUACUGUU
Dreissena polymorpha is the source of this 8446-nucleotide messenger RNA. RefSeq names its product phosphatidylinositide phosphatase SAC2-like. The record is from RefSeq and is a predicted model, not a curated record. Gene Ontology annotation, molecular function: phosphatidylinositol-4-phosphate phosphatase activity. Gene Ontology annotation, cellular component: clathrin-coated endocytic vesicle; early endosome. Gene Ontology annotation, biological process: phosphatidylinositol dephosphorylation; regulation of endocytic recycling. The transcript is spliced from 21 exons. Bases 126 to 3080 code for a protein of 984 amino acids. Lineage: Eukaryota; Metazoa; Mollusca; Bivalvia; Myida; Dreissenidae.